Pyrenophora tritici-repentis Pt-1C-BFP is the source of this 198-nucleotide messenger RNA. RefSeq lists its product as uncharacterized. Lineage: Eukaryota; Fungi; Ascomycota; Dothideomycetes; Pleosporales; Pleosporaceae. The record is from RefSeq and is a predicted model, not a curated record.
AUGUCUGCCGGCUGCGGCCUUGCGCUUGCCUUUACAGAUGCUGCAGUGCCCCCGGCCGGUGACGUUGCAUCUAGUGGCAAUGCGAUCUGCACCAACAUGCUCGUGGCGGAUCUACAAGCGAACCUCGCUUUGGUGGAGCUUUGCUUCUACAAAAUAAAAGCCAUUUACGUCAAUCGAAGCAUUGCAGAAGAAAUUUAG